AUGAUUGGCGCGAAUCUUCCAUAUGCAGCAGAUGCAGAGAGUCCUUUGAAACCAGCCGAGCUUCAAGUGCUCCGGUCGCAAUACGAGAAAGAAGGCGAAUAUGUGUCACUGCAGACCAAAUUCAAUUUCGCUUGGGGUCUGAUCAAAUCCACGACCCGCGAAGACCAGCAAGAAGGGGUUCGCCUCCUCAGCGACAUCUUCCGGCAAAGUCCUGACCGUCGGCGAGAAUGUCUCUAUUAUCUCGCCCUUGGAAACUACAAACUUGGCAACUAUGCUGAAGCCAGGAGGUACAACGACAAUCUCUUGGAUCUGGAAUCGGGAAAUCUGCAAGCUCAGAGUUUGCGGCAAUUGAUCGACGACAAAGUCAACAAAGAAGGCAUGAUGGGCGUUGCGAUCGUUGGUGGUCUGGCCGUAGCCGCGGCCGCUGCUGCAGGUAUGAUCUUCAAGCAAGCCCAACGGAGACGCUGA
Dissoconium aciculare CBS 342.82 is the source of this 468-nucleotide messenger RNA. Its product is annotated as putative mitochondrial fission protein Tbfis1p. The coding region runs from base 1 to 468 and encodes 155 amino acids. The transcript has 4 exons. Gene Ontology annotation, cellular component: peroxisomal membrane; mitochondrial outer membrane. Gene Ontology annotation, biological process: autophagy of mitochondrion; peroxisome fission; mitochondrial fission. Lineage: Eukaryota; Fungi; Ascomycota; Dothideomycetes; Mycosphaerellales; Dissoconiaceae. Gene Ontology annotation, molecular function: protein binding. The record is from RefSeq and is a predicted model, not a curated record.